Pogona vitticeps (central bearded dragon) is the source of this 3778-nucleotide messenger RNA. RefSeq names its product chondroitin sulfate N-acetylgalactosaminyltransferase 1 (gene CSGALNACT1). Gene Ontology annotation, molecular function: glucuronosyl-N-acetylgalactosaminyl-proteoglycan 4-beta-N-acetylgalactosaminyltransferase activity. The record is from RefSeq and is a predicted model, not a curated record. Gene Ontology annotation, cellular component: Golgi cisterna membrane. NCBI's taxonomy places the organism in Eukaryota, Metazoa, Chordata, Lepidosauria, Squamata, Agamidae.
UCUCACACCCACCCACCCGAGAGCCGAGUUUAUGUGAGGAUAUUGUUGACCGGUUCCUUCGGUGAAGCCACCUCCCCGCCCCCUGCCCAGCUUUCCUGUUUUCUGUCAGGAAACUGGAAGUGAACACAAGGUUCUUCUUGCAGAAUCGGUAACUCGGCUCCUGACCAUUUGACAGUCAAGUGCUAGCCGGUUGGCAACUCCACAGCAAGUCAGUGAAUGGUCAGGCGGCAAUGAAAAGAUGGCUUUAGUUUGCAAUUUUUUAAAAGGCCUUCCGGUAGUCUCUGGAGCUUCUUAUGCAAGAUAAUAAAUUAUUCUCUUCUUGAAAUAGAGUGGAACAAAGCUACUACUUGUGCCUCACCGAGAACAGCAUGGCUCAGCGCAGAUGAGUGCAUGUGUGAUGCUUGCUUACAGCUGUAUCAUUCUCAAUGGCUGACAGCCAAGAGAACUGAAAUAGUGUCACAGAUGCCAUUUGGUUAACAACAGUGGCUUUUCAACUUAUAUUUUGGUCUUGCCAAGUAGACAUGCCAUGUUACUCAGUUUCUGCAGUUUACAUGCCUGCUAAGGGGAAACUCGUCAACCAAAUAAGGUGUAUAGCUUACAAACUGGGUGUUUGUGAGAAAGAUUUCUGGCAACUGUAAACCAGCCCAGGAAUGUGGGUACUACCAACUGCUUAGCAGACCAUGGUUCGGCGAGGGCUAGUGGCAUGGCUCCCUCGGAUGGUCAUUUUCCUGGUGGCCCUCUGUUGCACAGUAUCAGUGCUCUACAUGCUGGCCUGCACUCCAAGAGGUGACAGUCGGCAGCUUGCCUUCCCCAGAGUCAAUAGCCCUACAGGAAAAGAAGAGUAUCAGGCAAUCCUACAGGAGAGGGAAGAGCACCACUGGGACUACAUCAACAGUCUGAAGAGGCAGAUUGCUGAGCUGAAGGAUGAGCUCCAAGAGAGAAGUGAGCAGCUGAAGAACAUACAGGGCCACAGUACUGACUCCCUGGUAGUAGGCACAGAUCAAGGGAAUCUUGAGAAGCCUCAGAAAGCUCUCUUGCAGUUCCUACAUUCCCAAAUGGAGAAAGCUGAGAUCCAUACUGGUAUGAAGCUGCCAACAGAGUACGCUGCUGUGCCCUUUGAGAGUUUUACCCUGCAGAAAGUGUACCAGUUGGAGAUGGGAUUGACGCGUCACCCAGAAGAGAAGCCGGUGCGGAAGGAUAAGCGGGAUGAGUUGACAGAAGCCAUUGAAUUGGGUGUGGAGACUUUAAACAGUCCAGUGAGCAACAGUGGCUCAAAUCGUCGGAUAUACUCCACCUCUGACUUCAUAGAAGGCAUCCAUCGAACAGAAAGAGAUAAAGGCACCUUGUAUGAACUGACGUUCAAGGGAGACAAAGCAUAUGAAUUCAAGCGGAUUGUUCUGUUCAGACCAUUUGGCCCCAUCAUGAAGAUUAAAAGUGAAAGCCUCAAUAUGGCCCACACUCUUAUUAAUAUCGUAGUGCCCCUGGCAAAGAGAGCCAACAAAUUCCAGCAGUUUAUGCAGAAUUUCAGAGAAAUGGGCAUACAACAAGAUAAAAGAGUUCACCUCACUGUAGUUUACUUUGGGAAGGAACAAAUGAGUGAGGUCAAAAGAAUACUGGAGAAUACAACUAAAUCAGCCAAUUUCAGGAAUUACACAUUCAUCCAGCUGAAUGAAGAAUUCUCAAGAGGGAAAGGCCUGGAUGUGGGGGCACGAUUUUGGAAAGGAAGCAACGUUGUUCUGUUUUUCUGCGAUGUGGAUAUAUACUUCACCGCAGAAUUCCUCAACACAUGUAGAUUGAACACACAACCAGGCAAAAAAGUAUUCUAUCCCGUUCUUUUCAGCCAGUAUAACCCAGGCCUAAUUUAUGGGCAUCACCACUCCAUUCCACCCCUUGAACAGCAACUGGUUAUAAGAAAGGAAACAGGGUUUUGGAGAGACUUUGGGUUUGGAAUGACUUGCCAAUACCUCUCUGAUUAUAUCAAUAUUGGAGGAUUUGACCUGGACAUUAAAGGGUGGGGAGGGGAGGACGUCCACCUGUACCGCAAAUAUCUUCACAGCAACCUCAUUGUGAUCAGGACCCCUGUACGAGGCCUUUUCCAUCUCUGGCAUGAAAAGCAUUGCUUAGAUGAGCUGACCCCAGAACAGUACAAGAUGUGCAUUCAGUCCAAAGCGAUGAAUGAAGCCUCACAUGGCCAGCUGGGGAUGCUUGUCUUUAGGCAUGAGAUUGAAGCCCAUCGCCGCAAACAGAAAGCAAGCAAUAAGAAGACUUGAAGCCAAAAAAAUAAAAAAUAAAACAUCUUCUUUGAUAACGGAAACCAAGAACCUCAAAGACAAACUUAGCAGGGAAUUCUAAAAACAUAUCUUGGGGAUUUAUAAUGCUCGUUAAUUGCAAGGUUCCAAUUUCAUAUUGACGUUCCUCUGAUUCUCCUGGCUAUCAUGCUUCAUUGGUGUCAUUAAGGCAUAGAGAAUGGACAUUCAUUUUUUACAAUUGUUUGAUACUUGAAAUACAAACAAGAUGGUAUUUCAGUGUUGAUUGCCGUACGAUGGAACUUUACAAAGCUUUACUUUUUAUCAGGUGGGUAGUUGGGUGUUCCUGAACUACUCUCACUGAGAGCCUGUCCAGACAGGUAUAUAGCUCACUAUUUGGAUUGCUUUUGGUAUGGUUUGAUUCAAAUCCAGUUAGGGCAUCCAUGUGUGUUUUGACUUAAGAGUAUUCCAUUCUGCCUCUUAUGAGAGCUGUCCCACUCCUUUUUGGCACAGCACUAGGGCUCUUGAUUUUUUGGUAUGAUUCAGUGCAUUCCUAAUUAUCCCAUUGUGUAUUCUGUGUGGAUGGCUAAUUCACCCCUAAAUGGAGCUGUGGGUGAGGUUAUCUCAGGUGACAGCCCUGUGACAUAUUAGGUGGCUUGUGACCUUUUAACGGAUAAUGGGAAACCUCUCUUUCAUUUUCAUUUUCUCUACCACUUUAUUUUUUAAAAAACAUUUUCCUAUCAAUGGAAUUAUUUUCUUUAGAUACGUUGGUGAUAUUAUGUGUAGCAUGCUAGGUAGAUACAUUGCUGUUUUGCUAUGUCACUUUAUUUAACAAUAACAAAAAAGGAAAGUCAACAUAGCCCACUGAAUGACGGUCAUGGAAAAAGCUGAGAAAGGGGGUUAUGUUGGCCCCCACCCCCAAAUUCAUCAAUAGAUGACAGAAUCUCUCCUUCCCUUCCCUUUCCUCCCUUAUUUUUGGCUUAGUGUUUGCUUGAGGGGGAGGAAAUGUGUAGAAAGUAAAUAAAAGCAGCUGGGAAAACCAGCUGGAUUGGAAACUGGUUUUCCAUGACCAACCCCUCCACACACAGAGACCCCUUUAGGUCAUCUACUCAGGCUUCACCACUACAAGGUAGCACAACCCAAGCAAAGCCCCAGCUAAGGAAAGAUAAGGUAACUUCCCUACCACCUCCCCAACCUUCAAAAUGUUGCCCUCACACUCUUAGUGCCACUCUCUGCUGCUGCCGCCUCAUUACUCACAAAGAAACUGUAAGCCUUCCUUAUGAGUAAACCAGCAAUCCAAGGGCCUUUCUGGACUUUUCUCACAGGGGAAUAGAUAUCUCUAUGUGAAUGGAAGUAUUGCUCAAGUGUGAGACAAGAUAGAUCACACUGAAGAUACAAACCUUUUAAGACAGAACCAGAGCACUCCAAAUUCACCCAUCUGAACAGGCCCUAAGUGAAAUCACAGGAAAGAUCUUUGAAGAAACUAAGGCAGAGUAACUGCUCAAAGUAGAUAGAUAACUGAUAAAAGCCAU